AUAAGACAAAAUCUAAAGUUUCUACUGAAGAUGAAAAAGUCUUGACUUAGAAACAGCAGGAGGAAGGAGAAGAAGACGGAAGGAGGUUCAGACCACCAGUUGGUUCUGCAUUAGACGUUGCAACAGAGUGUGACAGCAGGAAGCACAUAUGACACCCUCAACGUCUUUCUGCUUCACUGUGAUACCACAGAGCACAGGGAGGAGAGGCGAGAAGAAGCAAACCAUCGAAGGAGCACAGAAGAUCCUUCAACUGUCAGACACGGAUCCGCUGGAGACUAUUCAUAACCAAAAUACAGAUAAAGGGGAACCAAAGAAGGUGCAGAAGGAGCGGAAAAAGAGAAAAGCAGAAGUUCAAGUUUAAAGAAAUAAGAGGAGAAAAGAACAGAGUGAAGAACGAAGAAGCGUCUACCCGGAGGAGGACGUUGAUGAUAACAAAACUUCUGAGCAGAAUAAGGAGACCAAGGAAUAUAAGGAAGGUGGAGCAACAGGUGGAGGAGAGGACAAAGAGGAGAGGGGACCCCGUGGAGUCGUGAUGGAGGGGGACGUCAGGAAGCAGGGGAUGCUCUUCUUCCAGCAGCAGCGCUUUGGGAAGAAGUGGAAGCGGAUUUGGUGCGUCCUGUAUCGGGAAAGUUCCUGCUCCAUCUCCAGGCUGGAGUUCUUUGAGUGUAAAGAUGGAGGGAACGUGGAGAAGAACGACAAAACUCUGCGCAAACAGCAGGAAAAUAAGAAGGUGAUCCGUCUGGCAGACUGCAUCCGGGUGACGGAGGUGGAGAUGGAUGGAUGUCCCAGAGACACGGGCUCCUUCCUAGUGGAGACCACUGAGAAGAUCUUUGUGUUCGCAGCAGACAGACACCAGCUGGAAGACUGGACCCACAAACUGUGUGAGAUCGCCUUCCCUAUGAGCUGGGCAGAUGGUGGAGCGAAGCGAGCGAGCCUGCAGAGAGGAAACAGGGUGGAUGAAGAUGAAGGGAUGGAGGACAACUCGCUCUACAGCAGCCGAGUAACAGUGCGGGACUUCAAAGUGUCUGUCCGGAGGACGGAUGCGUCUGAUCGGUGCAGACUCAAGGGGGACGGUGUCCUGAGAGCCGACAUGGAUGCUCUGCACCUGCUGGACAAGACUGGGGACAUCCUGUACACCUGGCCAUACAGGUUUCUUCGGCGCUUUGGACGGGACAAGUCCACCUUCUCCUUCGAAGCGGGUCGUAGGUGUGACUCUGGCGAGGGAAGCUUUGAAUUCGACACCAAAAAGGGAAACCUCUUGUUCCAGGCUGUUGAAGCCGCCAUUAACCUGCAGAAGAUCUCCCUCCCCCACAGACAGACCUCCGGGGGGGGUCUGGUGACUCCAGAGAUGGCCCCCAACCAACAGAACCAGAACCUACCACCCCAACCAGUUAAUCCAACACUAGGCCACAGCAGGACGCCACCGCUGCAGAUGCAGCCCCGCGUUCAGGUCCAACAACCCCCUGGUGCUCUGGCUGCUGAUGGUGUGUACAGCAUGGUGAUUGAACCCCAAAGCCUGCAGAAGAUUCACAAGGACACCGAGAACUCCAAUCCUUCACAGCAGCAGCAGCGCCCCCAGCUGUCUCGUUUGGAGCCUCCGGUGGACAAAAUCCUGACAGGAGUGAAGAGUUUGACUCUGGACACCCGCGGACUCCCCAUUCCCAGGAAGAACCAGGUCAAGAUGAUUUCCAGCUGCCCUCUGCCCAACGCAAGCCCAGAGUCAGGCAGCAACCUGGUCCCUGGCUCCAGCUCCAGCUCCAGCUCCAACCCAAAUCCCAACAGCCGCCUCAGCCCCAAGCUGAGCUCCAACCCAAACCUAGAACAGACGUAUUCGCAGAUCACCAUGUUGGACGUUGCUGGACGGGACAUUAAGAAGGAGAAGAAGAGUAGCAGCAACGCUCCGCUCUGCACUCCCCAGAUGAUCAACAGGGAGCCAGACUACUCCCUCCCCUUUGACACCAUUGCCUCAAAUGUCAUGUCUGACAUCUUGCACUCCCAUCAAGGCAACAUUGGUGCAGAUCCACUGUACGACAGUAUUGAUGAGCUAAAGGUGAGGAACAUCUUCCGGAGCGAAGCAAGGACUCGAGGCUCUACGUACGGGAAGGUGGAUCACAUCUAUGAUGAGCCUGAAGGGUGUGCUGCCGCUGCAGGACAGGAAGCCACGGCCCUCCCCUCAGUCUACGAUGACCCUGAAGAGAUGAGAGGAGAUGCCUGGAGGAUCAUGGGUACAUCAGCUGACCCUAAAGGCCAUGAGUACCCCUAUAACCCCCGCGUGGAUGACUACGCUGUGCCCAAACGACCUAAGAGGGCGUUUGUUUCCCAGCAAAGCAUUGCUAAAGAAGAUGAACCUGAACCGAAACAGGAGGAGGAGCCAGAGGUGGAGGAGGAGGAGGAGGAGACAGAGGAGCAACAGUAUUCACCAUACAACAACGUGAUUGUUAAGAUGCCCUGAAGGUUAUUAUUAGGUUAUUAUGUUUUAACCCAUCCAGUCAUUGUCAUGGUAGCAGGUUGGUCACUGUGACAGAAAACUUUGAAGCUGAGUCACUCUCAGUCCAGAAUACAACAUGUUUUAUCUCAGUUCCUCCACCACCUGGAGGAGUCCUCCUCUCUGAGCUCCUGUUGGCUCUAAACCAGACUGCAUCAGUGGACGUUCACUUGUUUUAACACUGUUUAUUAACCAGCUUCCAUCUCUAUGGAGAGACUUUUGUUCCAAAAUUACUGAAGGCAUAAAACAUGUUUCAGGAGUUUCAAGAGUAAUUUACAAUGUGAAUGAAAACGUUUAACCUUCAUUAUUUCACAUUUCAUGUCUCCAAACGUCUGGGGGUGGGACUUCCUCUGAACACAUUUCUAUUGGUCAGCACAAAGUUAAAACCUUUGCUCUCCUAAAAGACUAUUUGAUUAAGAGUACGUUUUUGUUUCAACUGAAGAAUAAUAGAUGAUGAGCAGCUUUAGAGUUAUGCAGUAGAUUCCUUCCUUCCAUUAUUCCUUUAGUUGCUCUGGAUCAUGAGCAGGAAAAGCCCCGUCCUGAGAGAUGUGGAGACGGGGAACGUAGAAAAUCUGUAAAAAACGAGAAAAGAAAAGAAUCAUCAUUAAAAUAAAAUCUGAAAAAACAAAACCACAAAACUCAAGGUUCUGUCAGUGUUGCAUUUGAAAAGCCUUUUUGCCAGCAAUAAUUUUAGAACAAAUUUCCAUACAUCUUAAGGACCUUUAGCCCCACGUGAAGGACCUUUAGCCCCACGUGAAGGACCUUUAGCCCCACGUGAAGGACCUAGCCCCACGUGAAGGACCUUUAGCCCCACGUGAAGGACCUUUAGCCCCACGUGAAGAACCUUUAGCUCCAUGUGAAGGACCUUUAGCCCCACGUGAAGGACCUAGCCCCACGUGAAGGACCUUUAGCCCCACGUGAAGGACCUUUAGCCCCACGUGAAGAACCUUUAGCUCCAUGUGAAGGACCUUUAGCCCCACGUGAAGGACCUAGCCCCACGUGAAGGACCUGUAGCCCCACGUGAAGGACCUGUAGCCCCACGUGAAGGACCUUUAGCCCCACGUGAAGGACCUUUAGCCCCACGUGAAGGACCUUUAGCCCCACGUGAAGGACCUUUAGCCCCACAUGAAGGACCUUUAUCCCCACAUGAAGGACCUUUAGCUCCACAUGAAUCACCUUUAGCUUUUCAUGAAGGACCUUUAGCUCCACGUGAAGGACCUUUAGCUCCACAUGAAUCACCUUUAGGCCCAAGUGAAGGACCUUUAGCUCCACGUGAAGGACCUUUAGCUCUAUGUGAAAGACCUUUAGCUCCACAUGAAGGACCUUAGUGGGAGAAGAGAGUUUCCUAAUUUAAAAAUGAUGAAGAGACACCUGGUUUCCUCUCAAAGCUGACGCGGGGGACCUUUUAUUCAGAACACAUCUCUGAAUACAUCUUCCCAAAGAAUCCCAAAAUCCCUUUCAUGAGUCAAGAUAUAUAUACAACAAUCAUAUCAUUGUUGUGUAUGUGAGACUUUUUGACCAAUCAGAUGUACCCUUUCACUUACGCACAUUUUGGCACUCACAACAUUGAUUCUGAAGCACAGUUCCAGGAAUGCAGAACCAGCAAACAUCUGUAGGUCAAACUGGUCUACGUGACAGUUUGUACCAUAACAAUCUCAUCACUCCGGUCAGCUCCCCAUUCCUGAGCUAAACUGGACUGCUAAACUAAUGUCAAAGCGACCUGGCAGGAUUCAGGAUAACUCUCCAUCCAGCCUACAAGUUUGCUUCUACAAAACAAGUCCAUCAGCCGUUCCUCACGCCAAGACUGUUUCCUUAUCUAUCUUGUUCCCAGACAGGCCUUGCAUGCUGCUCAGAGUGACUUUUCCAUUAUGCCUAGAACAAUCUACACAGAAUUCAUUUUACAUAUUGUAAAAACAAUAGUAACACUUUUUAAUCCACCAAACGAAGCUUUACACUUCCACAUCUUUAGCUCCACGUGAAGUACUUUUAGCCCUGAGUGAAGGACCUUUAGCCCUGAUUGAAGGACCUUUAGCCCCAACUGAAGGACCUUUAGCUCCACGUGAAAAACCUUUAGCUUGGAAAGCAUGUGAAAUAAUUUAGUUUUAAAGGAGGCCAAGAUGUAAACAUUGGUGUUGGGCGACCCCUCCAACACCUACAGCUUUCUCUUCACUGAGACACUGAGACAAUAGUAACACUUAGAUCCUUCCGUCCUAAAAUACCCACCCGUCCUAAAAGGCGGGAGUAAUCGUGUGGAGGCCUCAGAGAAAUCUCAUUCUCGGCCGACUUAAGACAUGAGCCUUGUCACUUAUGUACUUUAAAUGGUCCUCUCACUCAGUUAAAUAAUGUUUCUUUUUUUAUAUUAGAUGCUGUUUUUUAAAUGAGAGAUGCAUGUUUGAGAUGAUGCAUCCCAGUUUAUUCAAUGGAGAAGAAGAUCUGUAGUUUUCAACUAUUUUCCACUAAACUGUCACUGUGGGGCUGCUGAAGUAAAUCAGGAGGAUAGAGAAUGGAGGCCAAAGCCAGUCUACCUCUAUCUCACUCCACGUCUGUCUGUCUCCUCUCUCUCUGGUUCUUUAGGCAUGUUUAGUUUGUUUUUGUCUUUUUUCAGCUUUUAGUGGUCAAUUCUUCCUUGUUGCUUUGCAGUUCAUGCCAUUUUUAUUUUAACAUAUAUUAGCAUUGACUUCAGUUUCUUUAGGUUAUAUUUUCCUCAGUUUGCUCCAGUAUCAUCUAGCUCAGCUGGUCGUCUUUUUAGGUUUUGUCAGUUCUAGCAUUUCAAUAACUGUUUCAACAAGUUAUUUUGAGGUAACUUCACCUAGUUAAGAUAUUUUCCACCGAUAGUCCUCCUUUUUAAACAGAUCAGAUGACAAUUUUCCUUUGCUAAUGUUUCUGCUAUUUUGUUAAUUUAUCAGAUUUCAGCUGAUAUUCUAUAGUAAACUUCAUCUUGUUUCUGUAAGCUUUCAGCUGGAGAAAUCAACUUACAGCAUUCAAAGUUUUCUUGUUUAUUUACAUUCUGUGUCGUUGGAUAUUUUAAUAAUAUUGUAUCAUCAUGAUAUUAACUUAAUUUAACCACUGCUUCUCUACUAAUAUUCAAAUUAUAUAAUACUUCUUCUCUCCUGCCUGUAUUGUCAGUUUUCCCUCAGUUAAAAAGCUGACAUCCAGUACCAGAGAUCACAGCUCUGUAAGGGUUUGUUCCUCCACACAUUUUCUUAUCUAAAAGAUCAGUUUUAACUUUUAUGCCAAGUGUUUAGCCUUUAUUCGUCUUUAUUCGGGGUGCGAAUACUUAAUGGAGUCUGCAAUUUUGUGCUUUGUUCAAGGAAUGUGAUGUUUGGCGUUGUCUCUCCAACGCCUGGACCUUCUCAAAAAGAAGAUAAACAUUUCCAAAGGAGGCAGUUUAUUCCUUCCUCCCAUUACAUAGCGUCAUAGUCUGAGAGAGCCACGUCUAACACCGCUGCAGUUUUUCACUAACAAAGAUUAAGUUAAUUUAUACUUUAUACUAAUUUAUACUUGUCUAUACACACAGUCAAGACGUUCCCCAUAUAGCAGUUGAAAGACAUCCAGAUUACAUUGUACUUUCUCUAUUUGCGAAAGAGAUGUCAAAACUACAUUUUGCCGUAAAGGGAAGAUUGCUUUUUUCCUAAUAACUUCCCGUCAAUAACAAACAUUUAUUAAAAUUCAUUGUUGAAAGAAAACAAACCUAUUUUAUUAUGUACAUAUAGACCACCAUUGUGCAUCCCAAACAAUAAUUUAUCUGUGAAAGACUUUCUUGCGAAGACUUAGAAUUCAGAAUCCUUUACUGUAAAAACUUUUCAGUCCUGCAGGAAAUUUAUUCAAGUUCCAGUUUUAGGUUCUUUUAAACACUUCCGUCGCCUUCCUGUUCUAAUUUUCUGCUGAUUUGAGUUUUUGACAUUUGAAGUACAUUCAAUGCAAUUAAAUCCACUAUUAAUGUUUAUUUCGUAGGAGUCUCACCUCUGAAUAUUGUUUCAUGUGCUCCUGGUGAUGCUUUAUUUCUUAACACCUUUCCUAAGUCAAAACCUUGUUCUUUAUGUGUUUUUAUCUCUGUCUCUGCUCUGGGAUCUAAUCCAAAAAUCAUUUACUGACCCUACUGGCCUUCUGAAGAAUGUUUCCUGGAAAUGUCUGCUAAAGUUUAGAGUUGAAUUAAAAUCAUAUAACACUUACAUUAAGCGUCAGUUCAACAUUGACAUUCUCAGCUAAUAUGUUAGAGGGAAAAUGUCCCACAGAGUUUUCUUGGGAUCUAAAUUAACACAUUAAGAAUCAUAUCUGUCAUUAAUCUACUAUUACUGUUGUCAUAUUAAUUUCACAGGAACUUUAUUUGUUGUACUUUUGUCUUCUUAGCCCUAAACUCCUUAACAUGUAGUGUAUAAAGUCUAGUCUCCUAAAUUGUAUUACUAAUUUAAAAUGUAUUCAUGCAAGAGGAUCAGGAUCAAGUUAUUGUCUCUUAUCAGUCGUUUUGUUAUAAUUGUGGCUCAUGGUUCUUCUUCCAGAUUUCUAGAAAUAUUGUUCUGUUGUCAUAAUGAAGAAAAUAAGGUUGUUUCCUAUGUAACAGUAUUAAAGAGGUCUAAUUCCUUGA
This is a messenger RNA of Girardinichthys multiradiatus, 7070 nucleotides long. It is a transcript of the gene dok2, whose product is annotated as docking protein 2. Gene Ontology annotation, biological process: positive regulation of MAPK cascade; cell surface receptor protein tyrosine kinase signaling pathway. Bases 533 to 2452 code for a protein of 639 amino acids. The record is from RefSeq and is a predicted model, not a curated record. Gene Ontology annotation, cellular component: cytoplasm. NCBI's taxonomy places the organism in Eukaryota, Metazoa, Chordata, Actinopteri, Cyprinodontiformes, Goodeidae. The transcript has 8 exons.